This is a messenger RNA of Pseudoliparis swirei, 3400 nucleotides long. RefSeq lists its product as uncharacterized. The record is from RefSeq and is a predicted model, not a curated record. The coding region runs from base 139 to 2550 and encodes 803 amino acids. Lineage: Eukaryota; Metazoa; Chordata; Actinopteri; Perciformes; Liparidae. The transcript is spliced from 17 exons.
UGAGAGAAGCAGAUUUCUAUUUUAGGUCUUGCAGGACCAAAAUAAAAAUAAAUUAUCUCUCACAUCUUUGCCUUAAAAGAGGGCCGGUUUGAUGGACUGACAACGCCGCAUGGAUUUUCCUGUGAAAACAAAACAGUUAUGAUGCCAAAUUUAGGAUCAAAGAAGAAGGACAAUCCAUCCAGAUUGGACCGAAACACCGAUGACUUGCCAAAGUUGAGCAAUGAGAUGCAGCUAAGCAUCAUGAUGAAGGUGAAGCGUGGAGAAUUGUCCAUCGAGGAUGCUCUGCACCAGGCCAGGAUGGAACAGGAUGGGAAGCCGUUGAAGCCGAAGACAGUGGCUGAGGAGGAAACACAACCCAAACAGUACAACUUCAGUGUCCACAAACACAGCCACUACAGAUGGCAGAAGAGGGUUCUUCAGAUCGAUUUCAAGACCAAAAUGCUGUGCAGCAUUGAGAAAGGCAUCAUCAAACGACAACUUCCCUUCCACACUGUCAAAAGUUGUGACGAUGGAGUGGGUUCGAAGUUCAGCAUUUUUUUUAAAGGACAUCAUGAUUAUGAAUUGGAGGCCACUUCACUAGAGGACAAACACAAGAUGAUGAAGCUUGUGAAUCAGAUCAUUUAUGGGAACAUAUACAGUGACAAUGCAGAAACACGUGAGCAGCCUGAAGCAUCACAGAGGCUUCAGGAAGGCGUCUUGUUACUGCACCGGGGCGGCCUGGCGUCUUUCAGAUGGGUGAAAUACGAGGUCCAGCUUCACCCAGAUCAGCUAACACUGGUCCCCUCCAGGCGGCGAGGCCCCGAUGACGCUGAGGUGACAUCCCCGGUGCCCUCGUCCAUCGUGAUUCAUCUGUCAGGCGGCGACGCCAGUGUACAGAAACCGAACAGCUCCGACGCGUUCACACUGAUCACCCACAAAAAUGAAUACCAGUUCCGGGUCCCUUCAGAUCAAACAACUGCCGCCGGAUCUGUCCAGAUGGAGCGGGAUGCUUGGGUUCAGGCCAUCGACCAACUGUGUUCAGACUGGAAGAGGAAGUCCAAGAACGAAGUCGCGUUUGAGGAAAUAAAGGGCGUACGACAUCUCAGCAUAGCUGAAUACGCAGAGGACACCAAACCAGAGCUUGAGUCGAGCGAUGAAUUGGGUGGCAGUGACACGACGUAUCCGGAAGAUUAUGCAACGCCUGUUGCUAAACCUCUCAGCACUAAGAACACUGAUGUCAUCCUGCCUGAUAUUUCGCCUCCGGCCCCAUCACUAACCUCCCCUGAUGUCUUGGCCUUAUCGACGUCCACUUUCCCUCAACCGUCACCCUCCAACCCUAUCAUCACCCCCUCUUCCCCAGGCCCAGAGUGUCUUAAACAGGAGUCAGACACGCCAGUUGUAAUAGGGCUUCCCCCUCUGAGGAUUCCCCCCCCACCACCUUUACCCGUCCAAUUUGCGAUGAAUUUAAGAAAACCACUUACCAAGACUUUCCACUGGGACCUAGUCGGCAAAGAGAAGAUUGCAAAAUCGUUUUGGAUUCAGGAAUGCACCGGGAGGAUUGAAAUCGACACAUCGUGCUUAUACAAGCAAUUUGCCCUAAAAGAUCCCGGGAAGUCUCGUGCGGCUGAGCCGAGCAAUACCCAGCAUAUUAUGCUCAACCAGAAAGUUGCACACAACUUCAACAUUUUCCUCAAAAGUUUUCCAGUGCAAACGGGAGAGCUGAAGGACAAACUGUUCAUUGUUAAUGAGGACGAUGGAGGCCUGUCUGACGAGCAAAUCGCCUCUCUGAGGAGGUACAUCCCAACAUUGAUUGAUGUGGAAAUGUACAAAUCUCACAAAGGACCUGUGGCAGAGCUGCAUAUUGUGGACCAGUACAUGAUGGAGAUGUGCAACAUCUCCUGUCUGAGCACACAGCUCGACCUGCUGCUGACGCUGAGAGAGCUUCCGAUCAGCAUGAACGACCUUCAGCCCCUGAUUAACCAGAAGAUCAGAAUGUGCGCGCAGCUGAACAACUGCAGGGCAUUUGUUUCCGUGCUGGAGUACCUCCUCGCCAUUGGCAAUUACCUCAACGAGAACACCAGGAAGGGAAAGGCCAAGGGAUUCUGCCUCUCCUCCUUAACUAAACUCACCCAGCUCCGUGGGAAAGACAGGAAGUUCACUUUGCUCCAUGCCCUUGUGGAACAGAUCAUGUUGCAUGAACCGAGCCUGGCCACUUUUACCCAGGAGUUGGCAGAAUUUGAAACUGUCCCAGGAGCUUCCAUCAAAGGCCUGACCGCAGAAGUAGAUGUCCUGAAGAAUGAACUGCAGAAAGUCAUUCAGUAUAAAAAAACGUACAAGAAGAUAAAUGCUGGAGUUCAUCACCCAAUCUUCUCCAAAGACCUGAAGGCUUCAAUUGAAAAAUAUAACAUGGAUCUCUCUGCACUGACGAAGACAUGUGAGGAGAUGAAGAGACUCUACUCUGUCAUACUGGUUAAAUUCGGUGAACCGGCGGAUCAAGACUCUCAGGAGCUCUUUGGGUUGAUCUUUAACUUUGUCCACGAAUUCAAGGAGGUCCAUGCUGAAAGUCUAUGAGUUAUAAAACAACUGUAUAGAGUAGAAACCGCUGAGACAGCAGAUAUGCUGAUUAAACAAACCAAACAGGCCUUAUUAUCUUUACCAUAUUAGUGGUAAUAUAAUAAAAGUGAAAUGAUGCAUAGGUUUAUAGUUUUCGGAGCUGUUUGUAUUUUUUAUUCUGUGUACAGAUAUCUUAUUCUACAAUAAGUUAUGGAUGUUAUUCAUUGCAUAGAAGUGCAGUAUGAAGUAUACAGCGUAUGCACCUGGGCAAUAGGAUGUCAGUGUAAAUCAAUUUUGUGAAUAUCAUUCAUGUCAGAAGUUGGUUUGAUUUGGAUGAACUUUUAUUACAUUACAUUUAUUUUGAGACUAAUGGAGGAUUUGCAACUUGUGUGUUGUAAGAAACACAUGCAUGCUAAAAUGUGCCGCUGAUACACACAGCUGUCUACUGACAGAGAAACAACAACAAAAACAUCACUUUGGAGGCCCGCUGAAGGCUGGUGUACUUUGAAUGUCUGAUUAUUUUGAAAAUUGAAUUGUGCUGUGGUUGGGGACGUUUCCUAUUCCUGUGUUCCUGAAGAGCUCCGAGGCCGCCUGUGAUUAAGGAACAUGUACCCCUGGGCCACGACGAGAAACACAACAUUCCUCUAAAGACAGAAGGAUAUUUUCAGCUCUGGCUCGAUCCAAGCGGCAACCUCCGGUUCUGUUGAGUGAAGCCAUGCAGAAAUGUCUUAACACUUGCAUUAUCUCUACUGACCAGCAGGGGGCGACUCCUCUGGUUGCAAAAAGAAGUCUGAUUGUAUGGAAGUGGAGAAGAAAAUGACUUUACUUCUCACUUGAUUUAUUCCCUCAGUAAACAUUGUAAACAUAA